This is a messenger RNA of Lytechinus variegatus (green sea urchin), 1193 nucleotides long. RefSeq names its product mediator of RNA polymerase II transcription subunit 11-like. Gene Ontology annotation, molecular function: transcription coregulator activity. NCBI's taxonomy places the organism in Eukaryota, Metazoa, Echinodermata, Echinoidea, Temnopleuroida, Toxopneustidae. The record is from RefSeq and is a predicted model, not a curated record. Gene Ontology annotation, cellular component: mediator complex. The transcript is spliced from 3 exons. Bases 81 to 437 code for a protein of 118 amino acids. Gene Ontology annotation, biological process: regulation of transcription by RNA polymerase II.
CGGUAUACAUGUACUAAACGCGCGCUAUUAUUCCCAUGCAUAGCUAAUAGCUAGCCUUAUUUUGUACAGUUAAUUUCAUCAUGUCAUCUGGAUUUGAAGACAGAUUGAAGCAACUGGAGAGCAUUGAAACAGAUAUUGCCUUAGUUGUCCAACAUGCAGGAAAAGUGAUACAAGAACUCUCCAAGGAUAGGCCACUUGAGAAACAGGUAGACUCCAGCACCAAAACGUUUGCCAAGACGCUGGAAGCUGUGGAGAAGAGACUCAUGGAGCAGAUAAAUUAUCUUUCACAGGUAUCAACGGGACAGCCUCACGAGGGAUCUAAUUACGCCGCCCAGAAAGAAGCUCAGAUGGCGAUACACAGACUGGAGCAUGCCAAGACAAAACUCGUAGAAAUCAAGAAAACGCUCACGGUUCCGCCAUCGGGAGUCUCCUCGUGAUGAAUGUCGUAAUGGACGUUUGCAUGGACAUGUUUAUAAGGCUCCCCCAUGCCAUCCUUGGUGCCAUGUCAGGCAUGUCUUACUGAGAGUAAAGCCGCGGCCCAUUAUCGCUAGAGACUGACAUCGUCGGUGAUGCAACGUGGAGCUGGCAAUUGACCGGUGUUGCCAUUGCUGAUGUCGGCGCUGGUGUCAGGUCAUCUUGUUGAUACAUGAUGAAGCAUGCCAAGAAGUAUGGAAUUGUUUGAAAGGAUGAGAUAAGAUCACUGACAUUGCCAUCAGCCCUUUGUCUAUUUCAUCCAUUUGAUGACUCCAGGGGCCUGUAACACCAAGUUUAGCUAUCAUUGUAUUGAAGUUGCCCUCAAUUAUUUUGACGAUUGAUUGCAUUGUCUGCAACAUUCAAUUCAUUAUUAUUAUUUCUUUGGCGUCAGCUGUGCCUGGGAGGCAAAAAGCAAACUGAAUCACUGUGACCCGCCGGUCUCUCCUCCCAAUAUAAUUGAUUUGCGGAUGCAGGUGGACCACUACACCGUGGUCCCCCCACUCUUGUUUAAAUAGUGCAGUGGGUUAUUAACGUGCAAAGGUAGUGACUCUCCUCUACAUGGGGCCUCCAGUUAACUUCCUAUCCGAGAGACAGUGUUUUUCACAGUAACAUAGCCUGCAUCUAUGGAAUAGGGGAGAGAUGUUUACACACAACGCAGGCAUCAUUGACCAUUGCUUCGAUAGGCAGACACUUUUCCGGGACGGUGAUUUUCUGGAGUA